Penicillium daleae is the source of this 618-nucleotide messenger RNA. RefSeq lists its product as uncharacterized. NCBI's taxonomy places the organism in Eukaryota, Fungi, Ascomycota, Eurotiomycetes, Eurotiales, Aspergillaceae. The transcript has a single exon. The record is from RefSeq and is a predicted model, not a curated record. Bases 1 to 618 code for a protein of 205 amino acids.
AUGGAAGCGCGAGGUAUACCGGAGGAUCUGCUCCGGUGGGUUGAGGCGUUCUGCUCGGAACGGACGGCGACCAUUCAAAUCAAUGGGCAAUCGUCUGAAGUCCAAAGCCUGCCCCAGGCUGGAUUACCACAGGGCUCGCCGCUGUCUCCAAUCCUAUUCCUCUUCUUCAACGCAGACCUGGUUCAACGACAGAUCGACAGCCAGGGAGGAGCAAUCGCGUUCGUGGACGAUUUUACCGCAUGGGUGACCGGACCGACUGCCCAGAGUAAUCGGGAAGGUAUCGAAGCAAUUAUCACUGAAGCACUCGACUGGGGGAAAAGAAGCGGAGCGACCUUUGAGGCAGACAAAACAGCUAUCAUACACUUCGCUCCCAAGGCUCACAAAACCGACCAGGAGCCUUUCACUAUCAAGGGACAGACCGCUGUGCCUAGAGACCAUGUCAAGAUCUUGGGCGUUAUCAUGGACACGAGACUCAAGUAUAAGGAACAUAUCGCGAGGGCAGCGUCUAAAGGCCUGGAGGCAGCGAUGGAGCUUCGGCGACUUCGCGGCCUAACGCCAGCGACCGCACGGCAGCUAUUCACAUCGACGGGCCGUCCGUGUUCUGCUCAUAUUUUCUGA